AUGGCGAGCGCCGUCGACCGCAUUAGCAUGCUUGACCAGCCAAUCUACACUUUGACGAAAUGCUUCUGCCUGUGGAAGGCUGUCUUAUUGCUUAUUGUCCUCGCUAGCCCGGGGCCGGGAUACGACACGUCAACGGCUCUGCUUCUCUCGUCCGACGGAGAAGGUCCCGGUAAUCCGGAAGCCGGCAGCAUGGCAUGGCUAAUAUCGCACAUUGGUCUCCGGCUAGCGAGAUGGGACUCUAUAUACUUCUUGAAGAUCGCACAGAGGGGGUACUUGUUCGAGCAAGAAUGGGCGUUUGGAUAUGGGUAUACAAAGUUACUGUCAUUCCUACUUCCUGAAUCGUUAAGGAGUCUGCAGUACCUUGCUGUGACUGGAGUUCUUCUUUCGAAUCUCUGCCAUUAUCUAUCAGUCUUAGUGCUUUACAAGCUCUCCCAAGCUACAUUUAACAGUAGCAGGGAGAAUUACAAUGUAAUCCCAUUUUUGGCAGCCACACUGCAUGUCGUGACUCCUGCUGGUGCGUUUAUAUCUGCACCCAACGGAGAAGCAGCAUUUUCGUUUCUCAAUUUCUUGGGUUACUAUGCCUUUAUUACGGCACUCAAGGAUGAGCGUCAAGGCAGUUGUUUUCUGAGGGACCUGAAGUUCCUCGCUGCUGGCGCAUGUUUUGCCGCUGCCACCACGGCUCGAAGCAAUGGUUUGCUCAGUGGCCUGUUAUUUGUCUACGAUGCAGUGUCUGGACUGCAUCAGAUAAUUACACAUGGCCCGUCGUGGCAUAUUAUACGGCGUCUGGCUAUGGUAUGUGCUGGUGGCAGCCUGAUUUUGAUAGGUAUUGUUGGGCCGCAAUAUGUUGCAUAUAAGGACUUCUGCCUGGCUGAGAACCCGCGUCCAUGGUGCAAUCGUCUAUUUCCAAGUAUCUAUGCAUGGGUUCAAUCCUAUUACUGGAACGUGGGCCUUUUCAGGUACUGGACGUUCUCGAAUAUUCCGCUUCUCUGUAUAGCAGCUCCUAUGAUAAUUAUACUUGUUUAUUCAGGUUUACGAGUAUGGGCAAACCUCCUGCCGAUGCUCCCUAGUAAGGAAGACGAUACGGCCGGCUGCAGUGUGAGAUACCAGGCCAGGCUUGCUCUUCCUCAAGUGGUGCUCGCUACUUUAGCAGUGACUCACUAUCACAUCCAGAUUGUGAACCGGAUAUCAUCAGGCUACCCGUUGUGGUACUGGUUCCUGGCAUCGAACCUGGUGACAGAGAAUAGAAGUAAAACCUCUUUGACGCCACCUUCCUUGAUCAGCUCUCACGUAAUCAUGCGUGUGAUCGUGAUGUAUGCGCUUAUCCAGGGCUGUCUUUUUGCCUCCUUUCUUCCUCCAGCUUGA
Trichophyton rubrum CBS 118892 is the source of this 1362-nucleotide messenger RNA. RefSeq lists its product as uncharacterized. The coding region runs from base 1 to 1362 and encodes 453 amino acids. The transcript has 3 exons. Gene Ontology annotation, cellular component: mannosyltransferase complex; endoplasmic reticulum membrane. The record is from RefSeq and is a predicted model, not a curated record. Lineage: Eukaryota; Fungi; Ascomycota; Eurotiomycetes; Onygenales; Arthrodermataceae. Gene Ontology annotation, biological process: GPI anchor biosynthetic process. Gene Ontology annotation, molecular function: alpha-1,6-mannosyltransferase activity; GPI mannosyltransferase activity.